AUGACCGAGUCGAGCACCGCGCUGCGAACGGCGAGCGAGAUGCGCGGCCUCGACACGAGCAAGGUUGUCAUUGACGACGACCAGGCUCCGCCGAAAAUCGAGGCUGGCUCGGCAGACGAGCAGGCGGCGCUGGCCGCGAUGGAGGACCUUCUCGCAGACGGCUCGCCGUCCAAGGCUGCGAGCGCAGACCUGAAGCUCAUGUGUCUGCGAGGCCGCAAGUACGACGCCGCUCGGGCCGCCGCCCUCCUGCCCGAGCUGCUCGCGCUGAUUGAGGAGCUCGACCUCGCGACGCCGACCCCGCGGCUCGCCGCCGACCUGGCGAGCGGCAAGUUUGUGAUGACGGGCGCCACGGACGGCGCCGGGCGCAAGAUCCUGUGGCUCCGCUUCCGCUUCCACGACCCCAAGGUGAGCUCACCCAAAGAUUUCGCGCGGGCGGCCGCGACGGUGAUGUUGCACGCACUGCGCGACGCGGACACGGCGCGGUGCGGGGUCGCGGUGCUGCAGGACAUGACGGGCCUCCGGAUGAAGAACAUCAGCCCGCCCACCGCCAAGCUGAUGUUCGGCCAGGUCUUCCCGCGGCUGCCGGUGCGGCUGGGCAAGCUGUGUGUGUACAACCCGCCCUGGUUCGUCGGCCGCAUCCUGCUGCCCAUCGUGCGGAUGCUGCUCAGCGCCAAGCUGAGGGCGCGGCUGGUCGUCCUCAACGGCGCCGACAGGGAGCCGCUGUACCGGCAGUUUGAGCCGGCGAGCCUGACCGAGGAGCUCGGCGGGUCCUACCCCUUUGACCUCGCGUGCUGGGCCGCGAGCGUCGAGCCGGCGCUCUCCUAG
Molecule: messenger RNA, 825 nt
Organism: Emiliania huxleyi CCMP1516
Lineage: Eukaryota; Haptophyta; Isochrysidales; Noelaerhabdaceae
Exons: 1
Coding region: 1-825 (274 amino acids)
Source: RefSeq, a predicted model, not a curated record